CGUCACUCCCCUCCUGCUCCCUUUCCCACACCCAGCAUUCAGCAAGCAGCACGCGAUUGCGAUUGCGCUUGAGCGAGCGGACGGUUUUCUGAGGUUCAGAGCGCGGCGACUUGACUAUGCGCGGCAACUCGUUCACAUGGCUUUGUUCCGAGGGACUAUAGCGCGUACGCCGCGAUUGCCGCUGGUGCUGGUCGUGGCGUGGGUUGUAGAAGCCGCUACAGCCGUCUCGAGGGGAAUUGACGGGGGAUACCCACGCCCGGGGGAGAAUGGCGGGGGAUUGGCCGAAGGCGGGCGGAAGUUGUUGGCACUUAACGGGGAAGAGAUCAAAGAGCGCGCGAAAGAGCUGUACGCGGAGUGGGCGCGGAUCUACGGGCUAGACAACGCCUCGUCCCUGCUUCCCCCGCCCUCCCCGCUCCCCUUUCCGCCCGCCGUCCCCCCCGCGCCCCACCUGGAGGACUGCUCCGCGCGCACUGCCUGGCGCCAUGCUUCAGAGGCGCGCGGACCAGGGGAUGAGCCGCCCUUGUGGGCACGGGGACGGGGGGGAGCGGCUCAAGGGGCGGGGGAAAGGGGAGGGGAGGGGUGUGGGGAGGGGCCUUGGCCGCCGUGGGUGAGGGGUGCUGACGUGGACAACCUGCCAUUGACACGUGUCGCACAGAGAGACAUCUGGGAGAGCCAGCGAAUAGGAGCGGGGUGUGAUGGAAGGCGCCUGCUGGUGGCUCGGUGGUGGCCAGGCGUUCGCCACGGCUUGGGGUCUCAGGUGCAUCUAGCCGGAGCUUAUCUAAGCAUUGCCAUGGCUCACAACCGCACCUUCGUCCCCUGGCCCGGCCAAUUCGACCGCGCGCUCGACCAGAGCUGUCAAGGCCUCGGCCAGCGGGGCGACUGGGAGUGUUUCUACUUCCCCAUCGCCUCCGCUGACUGCACCCACCGAGUGCAACAAGCCCUGGCCAGCCGCGCCAUGCCGGCAUGUGCCUCGAGGGGCUUCAGUGCGGCAGCGGCUUCUGAGGCAACCAUAGUGUGUGUGGAGCAGCAGCAGUUGGGGGAGCUGUUCAUGGCGCAGGGCAGCGAGGCCGCCAGCCUGUGGGGCGCCCCCUAUCUCUCCAUACCCCCCACGGUGGAGCACUGGGGGCAGAUGCAAGGCAUGACGGCCAACGAGAGCAUGACCCACUGGUGGCGGGCGCAGGCGACGCGCUUCAUGAUGCGCUGGCCCUCCGCGCACCUCUGCCACGUCAGCAACCAGCAGCGGCACGCGGCCUUCGGGCCGCUGGUGGCCAAUCAGCUGGCAACGUUCGCCCCGACCCAGUCCGCCUUCCUGCGGCCCCUCACUGCCAGCAACGCCGUCAGUGAGGCCGACUUCGCCCUGCUGUCCGCCAUGGGAGAUUCCUCUCCCUCUCUCCCUCUCUCUCCCUCUGGCCUCCCCCCCUCUGACUCUUCCUCCUCCCUUUCGUCCUUCCCUUCGUCCUUUCUUUCUGCAAAACCACCAGCGCCAGCACCUGCAUCGCCCCCGGAACCACCUCAGCUCCUAGCAGUUGGAGCAUCGCCACCUCUUUCUUCUCCCUUAUUGCCACCAGAGACCGUUGGAGAAUCAACGGGAGAAUCAAUGGGAGAAUCAACGGGAGAAUCAGCGCGGGUGGUGGAAGCAGAGGCGCCUCCUCCCGUGCGCACUCUCGCAUCCACUGUCUGGACAACACGGGGCUUCCCAGUAGCUUUUUGCUCACAUUAUAGCUGCGAUGCAGGUGCCAGCAGCAGCAGCGGCGGCGGCGGCAGCAGCAGCAGCAGGGGAGGAGGGGAGUUAGGGGCGGAGGAGGCAUACAGGAUGGUGGGGGGGGAGGUGCAUGUGCCACGCGGCAUGGUGAGCCUGCACGUGCGGCAGACGGACAAGGGCAGGGAGAUGCGCCUCGCUUCCUUCCACUCCCACAUGUUCCUCCUGCUCAGACUCAAGAGGUCCCUCCCUAACCUUCAAUUCGUCUGGCUGAACACCGAAGCACAGUCUGUCAUUGAUGCCACGUCACUCCACCCCGAUUGGACUUUCUUCUAUUCCACCAAUUCACGCCAAGGAGACAUGUCAGCACAUCAACAGCCUCAGCCAAAGGAGCAACAGCAGCAGCAACAACAGCAGCACGAAGAGGACCUGCGGGCAUAUGACAGUGAGCAGUCGGUGGCAGUCAGCUUUGCUAGCUUACUUAUUGCUGCUCACUGCGACGUGUUCGUUGGAUCUCUGGGAUCUAAUUGGAGCCGUCUGAUCAACGAGCUCAGAUCCACCAAUGGCAGGCUGCUGGCUGGAUUUGUUGCCCUCAACUUGGGCGAAUAUUGAACAACGCAUUGCAUGUGGGAGUGAUGGAAUGAUAUCACCUGGAAAGGACACACUGCCAAACAAGGAAACCAAAAAGAAUGUAAACAAGACCCGAACAAAGAAUGAGGGCAAUC
Molecule: messenger RNA, 2424 nt
Organism: Closterium sp. NIES-67
Lineage: Eukaryota; Viridiplantae; Streptophyta; Zygnematophyceae; Desmidiales; Closteriaceae
Source: the annotation of a GenBank genome assembly